AUGGCGUUAGGUGGUCUCACCAAUAUGGGACUGCGGAUGGGCUCGCUCGUCUGCUAUAUCUUUACGUUUAUUUCGGCCAUUAUUGUCACUGCCGUUGUCGGUAACCUUUUACAAAAAUUUUCGAACCGAAAUGCUGUCAUUACCAUGGUUGUUUAUCUUGUUGGAGCGAUUGCACCAUGUCUCCCCAAAUAUGGAGGCAUUUUGGCACCUUUGCAUCUCGUCUUCAGUUACCUCUGGCUCGUGGCAUUCGUCUUUGCCUCGCUGAGCUGGAGCCACAACCGAUGCCGCAAUUCGUUCCCGGCCCCCGGCAACUGUAGCAAGAAGCACGCAAUUCAAGCAUGGCUUUUCAUUGGAUUCUUCUUCAUUCUGUGCAACCUGCUCAUUGAAGUCUUUCUCAUUAGAGCUCACCGACGAAAUGCCGUCAACGAGCCCAGGCAUCACCACCACACCAAGGAGCGACCUGAUUCUACCAUUUCUGGAGAAACCGGUACUACUGCACCUCCACCUGUCGCAGGUACGGGAACUCAUCACAUGGGAGGCCAGCACAUGGGAGGCCAGCAAUUGGGAACCCAGCAAAUGGGAGGCGAGCACAUGGGAACUCAGCAAACCCACAUGGCCGCCCCAACCACCACCGCCGCCGUCUAA
This is a messenger RNA of Trichoderma gamsii, 645 nucleotides long. RefSeq lists its product as hypothetical. The record is from RefSeq and is a predicted model, not a curated record. NCBI's taxonomy places the organism in Eukaryota, Fungi, Ascomycota, Sordariomycetes, Hypocreales, Hypocreaceae. The transcript has 3 exons. Bases 1 to 645 code for a protein of 214 amino acids.